AUGGCUGACUUGGAAAAGCGUGGGUUCCUUUGGUGCCAAGGUCCUAUGCAAACAGGUAAGGCUAAGGUUUCUUGGAAAGCAUUAUGUGUGCCAAAAUAUGAAGGAGGAUUAGGAUUGAGAAAAGAUCAUAAAAAAGAUACAUUGGUCUGGAAGAUUGCACAUGAAGAUAAGCCUUUUUCUUCUUCCAUGGUUUGGGACACAAUUAGGAGUCGAGAACAACCUGUUGAUUGGGUGAAGGCUGUAUGGAAGUUACUCACUCAAGACCGAAUCCUACAGUGGCCACAAUCUAGAAGGAAGAAUAUGAAUAUGAUGUGUUGCUCACUUUGCAAGGCUGAUUUUGAUUCGGGCUCAAAUCUGUUUUUCGAUUGCUCAUACUCUUCACAGGUUUGGGAUGUUGUUAAAAGUGAUGUUAACAUGUCGUCUACCUCAGGUUCUUGGAAUAAUAUCACAGCUUGGUUGAUUGCACAUGCUAAAUCACGCUCUAUAAUUCAUAUUAUUGGUAGACUAGUUGUUGCAGCCACUACUUACUUUAUUUGGCAGGAGAUAAACAACAGGAUGUUUGCUAAUCAUGCUAGCCCACCUGAUAUCUUAUCUAAUCUUAUCAAAGAUAUUGUUCGUUCAAGAUUAUGGAGAUUGAAGUUUAAAAAGACAGCUCGAGUUGUCACCACACUUGAUGCUUGGAAGGUUGGGGGUGACUACCUGCUUCAGCAUGACGAAUUAACCUAG
Messenger RNA from Erigeron canadensis, 726 nucleotides. RefSeq lists its product as uncharacterized. The record is from RefSeq and is a predicted model, not a curated record. Lineage: Eukaryota; Viridiplantae; Streptophyta; Magnoliopsida; Asterales; Asteraceae. Bases 1 to 726 code for a protein of 241 amino acids. The transcript is spliced from 3 exons.